AUUGAUGGAGAGUAUUUAAGAUUUAAAAAGCUUGAUGUACAGUUAUAUAUUUAUAUUAUAGUGGCCAUGAUUUUAAUGCAGUGAAUUUUAGUAAAUAUAUGAUAAGCAAUGAUUUUUCUGAUGUUGAUUAAUUAAUUAAAGAUUGUCGAUUAGAGAGUUCAGGUCAAAGAUUCAAUCUUUGGAGACUUUUUUUAAGGUAAUUGAGAAUGAAUAACUUAGAAUAUAUUCAAAAGAAGAUUCAUUUUAAGAAAAAAUAUAAAAGCUAAUGAAGUUCAGAGAAAAUUAUAAAGAAUUAGAAAAUAAACAUUUGAAAAAUUAGAAUACAGCAACUUAAAAUAAAACUGAAGAAUCAACAAAAAAAGGACCAUUAGGAGGUCCUCUUGGAGGUCCAUUAGGUGGUGGUAAAUAAAAAUAAUAGUCAUCAAAUGCAAUUGAUAAUAUAGAAUUAAGAAAUGAAAUAAGAAAAGAUGUUGAAAGAACAUAUUAAGAAUUUGAAUUUUUUUCUUCAAAACGAAUUUAAUAGAUACUUACAACAGUAUUAUUCAUUUGGUGUAAGGAGAAUAGUGAGAUAUCUUAUAGACAAGGUAUGAAUGAGAUUGCAGCUUCAUUAAUAUAUAUUUAUACUAAGGAAGCAUUAUACAAGGCAGAAGUUGAAAAAUAUGAAGAAGUAACUUACAAUAAAAUUACUAGGCAACUGAAGAAGAAAUUAAUAUUCUCUUAUAAUUCAAUUCUUGGGAUUAUGCUGAACCUGAUAUUUAUACUUUAUUUACAGCUUUAAUGAAUGAUGCUUAACAUAUGGAAAUGUUUAGACCAAAUUAUACGGAAUAAUAGAAAAUUAAACUUUAAAGCAAAAAACCUAGUGCAAUUUUAACAAGAGUUGCAAAGUUAUAAGAUAUACUAUUAAAAUAAGUUGAUUUAUAAUUAUUUCGACAUCUUAAACUUCUUCAAGUUGAAUUCUAAAUAUUUUUAUUGAAAUGGAUAAGGUAAUUAUUUAUUUAUUAUAUAUUUUUAGAUGUAUGUUUACAAGAGAAUUGUCAUUAAUGGAAUCAUUUCAUGCAUGGGAUGCAAUAUUUUAGGAUUUCCUUACAUAAUAAACUGAAACUCUAUUUUUUGUAGAUUGUAUAGCUAUUGCAAUGAUAAUUUAUUUAAAAAAUCAGUGUAAGACAAUAUUACUAGUAUUUUAGUAAUGGAAAAUGAAGAAUCAAGUCAAUGUUAUUAAAGAUUUCUAAAGUUUCCAAAAAUAGAAAAUCUUUCAAAUUUAUUAGAUACAGCUACUUAAAUUAGAAAUAUAUUGAUAUUACAAAAAUCUUCAAAUAAUUUAGAUGACAAUGUUGAGAUAGUUGAAAAAUAAGAAAAAUUAAUAAAUCCUGCUUGUUUUAUUGGUUCUGAAAAAGCAGAAUCAGAUACCAAAAAUAAAAGUCGUGAAUAAUAAUCCUAACCAAUUUAAGGAAAACCUUAAGUGAUUUAAUAAUAAGUUUCCCAAAAUGAUGAUGAAUAAUCUUAAUCAACAUAACAAUAAUAAUAGAUAAUAGAAAAAUAACCUAUUAAGCAACAAGAUUCAUAACAGGUAUUUUUUGAUGAAAAGAUUAUGCAAACAAACACUAAAGCUUAUAGAACAUAAUUUAUUGUUGAAGAAAAAGUUUAAUAAAAAGAAUCUAAAUAAGAAAACGAAAGUAAACAAAAAUCAAUAAAAUUAUCUAUAAAAGCUGUUUAAGAUAUAUGUUCAACAAUAGAGGAAGCAUUCAAUGUGAUUAAAAAAAGCAAUGAAAGGUAAUAAUAUAUAAUUAUAAAUCUAGUUAAAAUCAUUAAGAAUUGAUAAUUAGUUUGGCUGAAUUAAAAUAAUACUUAUCUAAGUAGAUAAAUGAAACUGAAGAAAAGUCUGGAAAUUAAUAAGAUGAAUGUAAUUAAAAUAAAAAUGGUGGAUUUGUAAUUAAAAAAUAAAUUACAGGAUAAUCAUCUAAUUAAGAAGAUAAUGGAAUUAAAAGCAAGAUGGCAGGCUUCUUUAAGAAAUGGUGA
Paramecium sonneborni is the source of this 2016-nucleotide messenger RNA. The record is from the annotation of a GenBank genome assembly. NCBI's taxonomy places the organism in Eukaryota, Ciliophora, Oligohymenophorea, Peniculida, Parameciidae.